Molecule: messenger RNA, 1784 nt
Organism: Leptidea sinapis
Lineage: Eukaryota; Metazoa; Arthropoda; Insecta; Lepidoptera; Pieridae
Product: odorant receptor 4-like
Exons: 7
Coding region: 1-1167 (388 amino acids)
Biological process (GO): sensory perception of smell; detection of chemical stimulus involved in sensory perception of smell
Cellular component (GO): plasma membrane
Molecular function (GO): odorant binding; olfactory receptor activity
Source: RefSeq, a predicted model, not a curated record
AUGAAAAAAGUGAACUCUGGUUUGGUUUAUUUGGGUUUAAAAAUUGACUCAAGGCAUACAAGGAGAGAGAUUUUGAAAAGUCGUAUAGUUUAUAUUAUUAAUUUUUUUUGGCUCAACGGUGAUGUACUAGGCGCCAUCAUAUGUUUUAUAAAUGCAGUAAUAAAUCUGAAAUCUUUUGAAAAAGCAACUUAUAUAGCACCCUGUUUUGUAUUCAGCACAUUCGCAAAUUCUCGGGCAUAUACCUUAGUACACUACAAUACAGAAAUAAAUUCAAUUAUAAAUACAUUAUUGUAUCUUGAAGAUCGAGAAAAUAAGAAACCAAAGAGUAAAGAACGGAAAGACAUAAUUCAUAGAGGCUUGUGUUUUUUAAAUAUUGUAAUUUCAGGGACAAAGGUCUUGAAUAUAGUUCUUGUUAUGACGUUUUUCGUUAGUCCUUUAGUUUUGGUAGUUGUGAAGUAUUUCAAGACGAACGAAUGGAAGUUGUUGCUGCCAUUUUUGAUAACAUAUCCUUUUGAUCCCUAUGAUAUAAGAUAUUGGCCGUUCGUCUAUAUACAUCAGAUUUGGUCUGAAAUAAUAGUAGUACUUAGUACGUGCUGCACAGAUAUACUACUGUAUAUUUUCUGUACGUUUAUUUCGAUACAGUUUCGAUUGCUGCAAUAUGAGAUACGAAAUAUCUUCAAGAACCAGUGUCGAAACCGAGAAGAAUUUCACGAUGUGUUUAUAGAGUUAGUGAAGUGGCAUCAAAAACUUAUUUGUGUCUCGAAAACUUUGGACAUUGUUUAUACAAAAUCGACCUUACUUAACUUCUUAGUAAGCUCGAUAAUCAUUUGUCUGACCGGAUUUAAUUUUAUGGUGUUUGAAGACAAAAUGUUGGCUUGCACGUUCUUUGUGUUUCUUUCGAGUAAUCUAUUGCAAAUAUUUUUCUUGUGUUACUUCGGUGAUAUGCUAAUGAGAUCGAGUGAAGAAGUCAGUUCAGCUAUAUAUAACAGCGAAUGGUACAGCAAAGGAAGGGGAAUCGGAAAGAAUUUUCAUAUUGUACACGCUAGAUCACAGAAGCCAUGCAAGCUCACUGCCUUCAGAUACGCUGACGUUAAUCUUCGGGCCUUUACAAGUAUCUUGAGUACAGCUUGGUCCUACUUCGCCCUUCUAAAAACACUUUAUAAAUAAACUAGCGACCCGACCCGGCUUUGCACGGAUAGACUAACAUUAGUGUCACACCACAUCCGCUUCUUGCAUCGAGCCGUUGACGAACAAUAUACAACUAUACUCAUAGUCACGCUGAUAAAUUGUCUGAAGCAAACCUCUGCCUACGCGUCUAUUACGGCAGAGUUUUUGUUCAGUUGUGUUUCGACCGCGCUUUGAAUACAACGCCACGCAAUGACUUAGGAAUCAGUGAAAAACUGUCCAAAUAACAGCACAUCCAAACUUUAAAAGGAUAGAGUGUCGUAUUUCAGGUAAGUGCGCAAUUAAAUCAACAAAAUCGUGUAACUAACUUGACGUUUUUAUUCAUUCUAUUACAUUUUAAUUGCUAAAACAAAACGUUCUUGCCUCGUGUUCGCGUGUGUCUCGCGCGUGACGUAGUGUUACUACUUCUAAUGACUUUGAACAUAACUGCUACGAAAUAAGGUGUACUUUGAAUGAAUGUUUUAAUGUUAACAGUACAAGUUAAUGUUACGUAUAUUCAACGCCGCUCGGACAUUUUUUGACGACCUUUUAAUAGGCGAUUGUGAGUCUAGUUGUUUAUUGUACGUCAAUGCAUAGAGCCUGUCAAUUAGAUAUAAAUU